CAUAUCUAAGCAGUACAAAUUUAGUGUGUCAUGCACUUUCUGAUUCAAAACUUCGACGGCUAAAUUGAAUGUGACGCAAGACCUGAGAUGUGAGGCAGCAAUUUCCACAAAAAAGACAAAAUCAGCAUGACUACUACAAAACCAAACCAUGCAAAGCAGACCAUACUCAGUACUGACCUGACCAGAAUGAAGUACACCCCAGCCCAAGACAUCCUUGUCAAGUCACCGUCUAACUUUAACAAAUGCUGGCUGAACAGCUUGCUUCUUCUGCCUGGGGAUCGGCUGCUACUAGCUGACUCUAACAACGAUAAAGUGAAACUUGUAGACCUCAGCACCAGCACACUAGUGGCUGAAGUCAGUGUUAUAACUGGGCCAUGGGGUAUGUGUCUUCUCCCUGGGGACAGGGUGGCUGUUUGUUUGACUGGCAGUAUUCAGUUCCUGGAGACACGUGGACAAUUAUCCCUAGGAGAGAGCAUCGGAGUGAACGGUAAUUGUUAUGGUGUUGUCUACGACAACAAUUUCUUAAUAGUUUCAUUCCAGAGUGGGGUAUUGCAGAAGAUGGAUAUGGAAGGGAAUGUGUUGAAAGUAACAAACGACAGCGCGUUCAAGACACCUUUCUACCUUACAAUAGUCAGUGAAGGUCCGACAAAGGCCAUUUAUGUUUCAGACGAACACACGAACACAAUCACCAAACUGGACAUGAAUCUAAACAUUCUCCAGACAUUUCAGGACCAUGCACUGAAAGGACCAAGAGACAUCACUGCUGUGGGAAACCAGUUGCUUAUCUGCGGAUGGAAUAGUCACAACAUAAUGUGCCUGGACCUGCCGAGUGGUGAGAUGACCCAGCUACUUGGCGCGAACGAAGGGAUAGCGUCGCCAAGAAAUGCCUGCUACAGUCAGCAGCAGAACAAGAUGUACGUUUGCGACCACACAUAUGGGCAUGCAAAGAAUUAUGUCAAGGUGUAUUCCUUGAAUUAGCAAUCUUGGUCAAAUUAACCAUUUGGGCUAAAUUUCUACCACAAAGCAGACUUUUUUUGUCUUCGUUUGUUUAUGUAUCCGGUGAUUGUUGUGAAGAACAUAAUUUCACCUGUUUAUAUUUCAUAGGUUAAGACAUCGAGAAAUAAAUAUUUAUGUUCAUGUAAAUAUGAUAAUAGAACAUCUUAUAACGUUUAAUUAAAAGCUCUAUUGUACACAACAAAAUAUGACAAAAUCUUGCUUUGAUUUGCAUAAAAGCGUUAG
Messenger RNA from Mya arenaria, 1239 nucleotides. RefSeq lists its product as uncharacterized. The record is from RefSeq and is a predicted model, not a curated record. NCBI's taxonomy places the organism in Eukaryota, Metazoa, Mollusca, Bivalvia, Myida, Myidae. The transcript is spliced from 3 exons. The coding region runs from base 127 to 978 and encodes 283 amino acids.